Mugil cephalus (flathead mullet) is the source of this 5902-nucleotide messenger RNA. It is a transcript of the gene sec24c, whose product is annotated as SEC24 homolog C, COPII coat complex component. NCBI's taxonomy places the organism in Eukaryota, Metazoa, Chordata, Actinopteri, Mugiliformes, Mugilidae. The record is from RefSeq and is a predicted model, not a curated record. The coding region runs from base 201 to 3977 and encodes 1258 amino acids. Gene Ontology annotation, cellular component: COPII vesicle coat; endoplasmic reticulum exit site. The transcript is spliced from 25 exons. Gene Ontology annotation, molecular function: zinc ion binding; SNARE binding. Gene Ontology annotation, biological process: COPII-coated vesicle cargo loading; intracellular protein transport; endoplasmic reticulum to Golgi vesicle-mediated transport.
CCGUGUCCGGAUGUGGACGUGGCACAGAGCUGCAGCAGUUCCGCUGAAUGUUGAAGCUGAACGUCCGCUUCUGACAGCGAGAAGGAUUAGUGAACAACAGCCCGGGACGACGUCGGCUCCUCAGUUUGUCCUCCGUCUCUCACCAGUAAAGGACUGCCUUAACAUUUACACCACUGUGGAGCUUUAGGGAUGAACUGAGGAUGAAUGUAAACCAGCACACUCCAAUGGCCUCUCCAUAUGGCCAGCCCCAGCCAGGCUACAGCCAGCCCGGCUACGCUCCCCUGGACGGGGGAUACGGUGCCCCAUACGCACCUUACAACGGCCCCGCUUCAGCUUAUCAGCAUGGGGCUCCACCGCAAGGUUAUUCUCCUUUCACAAGUUUUCCCUCUAAGGCUGCAGCAGCCAACCCAGUCUCUGACCUGUCCUCUCCUCUUGACUUGGGUCCUGCCAGGGGUCCUCCCACAUCUGGGCCUCCUCCGGUAUCGGCACCUCAACAGUAUAAUCAGUACAGUCACAGUCAAGGCGAUAUGCAGAAUGGACCGCCACCUAUGACACAAGCUCCCCCCAGACCUGCUGCGUCUCAGCCAUACAGUCAGGGAGCUGUGAACCUGUCGGGGCAGCACCCCUCCUAUCCCCAACACUACGGGCCCCCACCCACAAUGCAGCAGGUCACCAACCAGAUGACGGGGAUGCAGAUCGCCUCCGGACCGCCGACCCCCGCCGGGCCAGGAUAUGCUCCACCUCACAGCUCCCAGCCUCCAGUCAGCACCGCUUACUCAGCUGCGCCCCCGCCUUCCUACACUCAAGCUCCUCCCCCCGUGUCCUCUGCUCCCACCCAUGCGCCACCUCCCAGCGGGCCCGCAGCUUCCCAGCAAUAUUACGGAGGCCCGCCGCCUCCCUCUCAGCAGCCAUUCAACUCUUCUCUCCCCCCUACCUCUCAGCAGCAGUUCACCUCCUCCGUACAGCCGCCUCCGCCUUCGCAGCAAACUUUACCUCCCUCCUCCUACUCGGGUCCGGUCCCCCCACCCGGCCAAGCCCCUGCUCCCCCAGCGUCGCAGCCGCAGCAGUCCUUCCCCCCGUCUCAGCCCCCUUUCUCCUCAGCGCCUCCACCCGUCAGUCAGCCCGCGUUCGCCACUGGUCCGUCUCCCCCCGCCCAGGGCUCAUUCCCACCCCGAGCACCCCUUCCCUCCUCCCAGUCCGGGUCUUUUCCUCCCCCCGGUCCUCCUCCAACCUCGGUCACCUCUUGCCAGUACCCAGGCCCGAUGCCACCCCAACAGCAGCCGCCUCAAUCCCAGCCAUCCCCCUACCACUCAGGACCCCCUCCCCCCAGAGCUCAGAUGCCUCCCACUUCCAUGCCUCAGAGCAACCACAUGCCUCCAGGACCACAGGGCCCACCAGGUCCUCCCGGGCCCCUGCAGCAGCAGCAGCAGCAGCCUCCAUCACAGCCUGGCAUGCAGGCGGGAUACCCCCCUCAGCAGAAUGGUGCGUUCGGGCAGGUGAGGGGCCCUCAGCCCGGCUAUGCAGGCCCUUAUCCCGGGCAGCCAAACUACGGAGCGCCUGCACCAGCACCUGCUCCCGCGCCACAGAAAAGACUUGACCCAGAUGCCAUUCCCAGCCCGCAAGCGUCUGACAUGCCGGCUGUGCAGAAAUCAAGACAUAGAAUAGAUCCAGACGCUAUCCCCAGCCCAAUCCAGGUGAUAGAGGACGACAGAGCUAAGAGCACCGAGCCCUUCACCACAGGGGUCAGGGGUCAGGCCCCACCGCUGGUCACCACCGACUUCCAGGUCAAAGACCAAGGGAAUGCCAGCCCCAGGUUUAUCCGCUGUACGGCCUACAACAUGCCUUGCACAGCCGAUAUGGCCAAGCAGUCUCAGGUGCCGCUGGCUGCCGUCAUCAAGCCCCUCGCCACGCUGCCGCCAGACGAGACCCCUCCAUACCUGGUGGACCACGGCGAGAGCGGCCCGAUCCGCUGUAAUCGUUGCAAGGCCUACAUGUGUCCGUACAUGCAGUUCAUAGAGGGAGGCCGCCGCUUCCAGUGUGGGUUCUGCAGCUGUGUCACAGAGGUGCCUCCACAUUACUUCCAGCAUCUGGACCACACCGGUAAGAGGGUGGACUGCUAUGACAGGCCGGAGCUUUCACUGGGCAGCUACGAGUUCCUGGCCACUGUCGACUAUUGUAAGAAUAACAAGCUUCCUCAGCCUCCAGCCUUCAUCUUCCUUAUCGACGUGUCCUACAACGCUGUGAAGAGCGGUAUGGUCAACAUCGUCUGCCAGGAACUCAAGACCCUGCUGGACUACCUGCCCAGGGAGAAUCCAGAGAUGGACUCGGUGGUGCGGGUGGGCUUUGUCACCUACAACAAGGUUUUACACUUCUACAACGUGAAGUCGAGCCUGGCUCAGCCCCAGAUGUUGGUGGUGUCGGACGUGUCGGACAUGUUCGUGCCCCUGCUCGACGGCUUCCUCGUCAACGUAAACGAAAGCCGGCUAGUUAUCGAGAGUUUGCUGGACCAGAUCCCGGAGAUGUUUGCAGACACCAGGGAGACUGAGACGGUCUUUGGACCCGUCAUCCAGGCAGGGCUGGAGGCACUCAAGGCUGCCGACUGUGCAGGGAAGCUGUUUGUGUUUCACACCUCUCUGCCCAUCGCAGAGGCUCCUGGAAAACUAAAGAACAGAGAAGACAAGAAGCUGAUAGGGACGGACAAGGAGAAGUCUCUGUUUCAGCCACAGGUGGGCUUCUACAACACCCUGGCUAAGGAUUGCGUAGCGCAGGGCUGUUGUGUGGAUCUCUUCCUCUUCCCCAACCAGUACGUGGACGUCGCCACGUUAGGGGUCGUUCCCGUCUCCACUGGAGGUUCAGUCUACAAAUACACCUACUUCCAGGCUCAGUCAGAUCAGGAGCGAUUCCUCAACGACCUGAGACGAGACGUCCAGAAACCAGUAGGGUUCGAUGCUGUGAUGAGGGUGCGAACCAGCACAGGUAUCCGAGCAACCGACUUCUUCGGCUCUUUCUUCAUGAGCAACACUACAGACGUGGAGCUGGCAGGCCUGGACUGUGACAAGGCAAUCACUGUUGAGUUCAAACACGAUGACAAACUCAGCGAGGAGACGGGGGCGCUCAUGCAGUGUGCUGUGCUCUACACCAGCUGCAGCGGCCAAAGGCGUCUCCGCGUCCACAACAUGGCGGUGAACUGCUGCUCUCAGCUGGCUGACCUCUACCGCAACUGUGAGACGGACACAAUCAUCAACUUCUUCUCCAAAUACGCUUUCCGUGGCAUCCUGAACAAUCCCACUAAGGCGGUGAGAGAUACUCUGGUCAACCAGUGUGCUCAGAUUCUGGCCUGCUACCGGAAGAACUGUGCGAGUCCCUCGUCUGCUGGACAGCUGAUUCUCCCAGAGUGCAUGAAGCUGCUCCCGGUUUACCUGAACUGUGUUCUGAAGAGUGACGUGCUGCUGCCCGGUGCCGACGUCUCGCUGGAUGACCGGGCUUACCUGAGACAGCUGAUCAGCUGCAUGGACGUUGCAGAGACCCACGUCUUCUUCUACCCACGCCUGUUGCCACUGAUCAAGUUGGAAAGCGGCUCGCUGCCGGUGGCAGUGAGAGACUCGGAGGAGAGGUUGUCGAAAGGUGGAGUUUACCUCCUGGAGACGGGGCUCCACCUCUUCCUGUGGGUGGGAGCCAGCGUUCAGCAGGAGCUGCUGCUCAACAUCUUCGGGACGCAGAGCUUCAGCCAGAUCGACUCAACCCUGACAAGUCUACCAGUUCUGGACAACCCCUUCUCUCAGAGACUCAGAGAAAUCAUCGACUCCUUCAGGGCUCAGAGAUCGCGAUACAUGAAGCUGAUGGUGGUGAAGCAGGAAGACCGAGCCGAGCUCAUUUUCAAGCACUUCUUGGUCGAGGACAAGAGCGCCAGCGGGGGAGCGUCGUACGUGGACUUCUUGUGUCACAUGCACAAGGAGAUCCGCCAGCUUCUCAGCUAGGCUGCCCCACCCUCUCUCAAAAGGUUCCCACCAUCUGUAUGAACCCCCCCCUACCCCACUACCACAGCCACUCCUGGUCACCUGUCACUCUUCCAUGUGAAAGAAAGCGCUUUAUCUUUUUUUUUUUUUUUUUUUUUUUUUUUUUUUUUUUUUUUAACCUAAUAAACUAAAGCUCUCCUUGCUGUCUGUCGGAUGAGCUCCAGAGAACAGCUGGCAGAUCAUGUCAUGUGUGUGAUAGUGCCUGUAUGCGUGUGAGAGAGAGACAGAGAGAGGAUGUGAUGUUAAUAAAGCUUUACUCUGCCUCAAAUCUACUGCUCCAACACAGCAGGAGCUAAAUAACUGACAUGGGAGAGUAAUGUACAUACACAAGUGAACAAUAAUGUAUGCAACAGGCUGAGAGAGUGACGGAGACGACUGGUGUUGACUGUAGUCGGUGUACUGUCUGUAUCACUAGCACUGAAAGGCUGUUUUGGGUGUGUUUACGACGCUCGGAUAGCAAACACUUUUUAUAUGAUUGAAUCCCAAUAGAGUGAAGGACAUCUGCAUACAAAGACGUAAAAUGGAAUUGAAUAAAUGCUGUUAUUUCUGUCUCUUAUCCUCUUAAAUCAUGGCCUUAGUACACCCUCCCCGUGCUGCUCCAAUCAUCCAUAAUGUCUGUGCGUUUGUUCCAGAUGUGAGAGGAUUAGCUGCCCAUUUUUUUUUUUUUUCCUCUCCUGCUGUGUCUCCCAAGUGCGUGCAUUGGAGUUUAUGCUCUAGACUAACAACUGAAAGUGGAGUGUGAGGAGUUCUAGGCUACAAAAAGAAAACAAAACUCUCUUGAUAACUCUCUUGAUACGGUAAUCGGUAUAAUCCAUCUUCAGUUAAGUUUAUUUGGCGCAAACAUCUGGCUCUGCUGUUUGGACUCUGACAAACCAGAUCUGCAUUUCCAUAUUGCCGUCAUGCUUCCGUUUUGAGAGGAAGCUCUCGUUGGUUUUCGAGUCUAUGCAGCACCGACAAUUGAGACAAAAGAAAAGGAAAUCAAUGAGGCAUGCGAACUCUGUCAUUUCACAACGAUGGAAACCCUCCACCUGACUAGUUUCUGUGGAUGAUUGUGUCCGUUGAUGACGUGUAGUGCUGCACACUUUAUAUUAAUCAAGUGUUAAUGUCCAAAAUUGUAUAAAAAAAAAAAGAAGUUUCCAGCAGACAGAAAUGAGCACAGGAUGACAGCAGAUAGUUUGCAAAAAUUUUGUCUCCGCACUGACAAACGUUUCAGUGUGUAAAUAAAAUAUAUAAUCUGUACAGAAUUAAUAGAAAAAUAACAAUUUUAAAGACCUGCCUGAACAGCUGUGGUUUGUUUCUCUGUCACAAAAAUAGCCUAAAUAUAAAAUCAAUGGCUUUUACUGAAAGACGGGCUUUUUUUUUUUUCUUUUUCUUUUUUUUUUUUUUUUGAUAUGUUUGUGUGAGCGUGAGGUGUGUGAAUGUGGGGUCGGUCCUGGUGAAUUUCUCAUGAGGAACAGAGGGAUCAGCCAACACACACACACUUACCCAUGAGAUUUAAUUCAUUUACUGCUUUCUGUUCCUUUUUUAACAACGUGACUCUGUGUUCGGUGUGUGUGUGCAGCCCUCUGUUCCAUCUUUAUGUUCACUGACCUUGAUUGGCCCACCGUCUUGACUGUAAUCUUAAAUUCUGUUCCUCCUUUUCUUUUAUUCUUUUUUUUUCAUUGCCUCUUGGGACUGCUAAUAAAAUGAUUGUUUAAAGUGAAACUUGCCACUCGAGAAAAUUCUGUUAAGUAAAAAAAAUAAUAAUAAUCAAAAUGCACCUGGUCAUGUCUACAGAACCAUUUCUCAUUACAAAGCGUUUUUCACUUCCUCUUCUUAGGCUUAUAGUCUUGAUUGUGGAGGACGUACUGAGAUGUUUUCUGUAAAUAAAAAUAACAAUACCACUA